Molecule: messenger RNA, 2921 nt
Organism: Jatropha curcas
Lineage: Eukaryota; Viridiplantae; Streptophyta; Magnoliopsida; Malpighiales; Euphorbiaceae
Product: ubiquitin-like domain-containing protein CIP73
Biological process (GO): ERAD pathway
Cellular component (GO): BAT3 complex
Molecular function (GO): misfolded protein binding; polyubiquitin modification-dependent protein binding
Source: RefSeq, a predicted model, not a curated record
CGUCCUACGUAAGUGCCAUUUAUCAUCAGGUGUCAGCUCUCAGCUGCCAAAUACGGAGAGGGAGAGAGGGUGCACAGUAAAUUUCCGUAUCUCUUCGCUAUCCAUACCAUUAUCGGCAUAACUCUCUCCCUCCUCUGUCUCCGAAAUCUCCUUGAAGCGAAUUUGUUUUUCUAAUCACAGGUUUUCAGCUUGGAUAUUUGGUUUUGCUUUCUUUGUUUCUGAUGAUUGGUGAGGCAUUUGUUGCUUUAAGGAGAAUGGGAAAUGAUGGUACUCAGAAAAUUCCUAUGGCCGAUGAGGCUGAAGGUUCAGAGACAACAAUUGAAAUAAAAAUAAAAACUUUGGAUUCUCAAACCUACACUUUAAGAGUGGACAAACAGAUGCCUGUUCCUGCAUUGAAAGAACAGAUCGCUUCUGUCACAGGCGUGGUGUCAGAACAACAACGUUUAAUAUGCCGCGGAAAAGUUUUAAAGGAUGAUCAACUACUUUCUGCCUAUCAUGUUGAAGACGGGCAUACCUUGCAUCUGGUAGUCAGGCAACCUGUUCUGCCAUCUUCUGAUGGCUUGUCCAAUCAUCCAGCCAAUGAACCCGCUUCAAGUACAAGCCGUGGUCAUGGGAGUCCCAGUGUUGUAAUUGAAACUUUCAGUAUGCCAGAUCAAGGGGAUGGAGUUCCUCCAGAAAUCAGUAGGAUUGUUUCUGCUGUUCUUGGUUCAUUUGGAUUUCCAAAUAUUGGAAGUGGCGGUGAAGGCAUUGAUGCUGGAAGGGAGCGUGGGCAACACAGAUUACCAGCUGCUAGUGGUACACCAGAUACAACCCAGACACAACCUGAACAAGCUGGCAGCAGGGUGCAGUCUGAUAGAUUACAAAGUGCUUUUGGCCUUCCAACAGCAGUUUCGUUGGGUUCUCUGCAUCCUCCUGUUAUUCCUGAUUCUUUGGCAACUAUGUCCCAAUAUCUGAGUCUUAUGAGGCGUGAAUUUAAUGCCAUUGGCACAGAUGGUGAAAACAGUGCUGAAGCGGAAGCCAUUCAGAGAACUGAGCAAAGAGACUCUAAUUCUGCAUCCAGAUCAGCAACUGCACAAGAAAGGCUUCCAACUCCUGCAUCCUUGGCAGAAGUGAUGCUGUCUAGCAGACAAUUUAUCAAUGAACAAGUUGCAGAAUGCAUACAAAAUCUUGCAAGACAACUAGAGAGUCAAGAAAAUGUUACUGAUUCUGCAGCAAGGUUGAGCGCUCAGUCUAGUGCAUGGAGGACAGGAGUUCAACUUCACAAUUUAGGUGCAUUUCUACUUGAACUUGGACGUACAACAAUGACCCUUCGACUAGGUCAAGCACCGUCUGAAGCUGUGGUUAAUGCUGGUCCUGCUGUUUUCAUAAAUCCAUCUGGUCCUAAUCCUCUUAUGGUUCAGCCUCUUCCAUUUCAACCGGGAGCAAGCUUUGGUGCCAUUCCUGUGGGAUCUGUGCAGCCCGGAUCUGGUUUGGUUAAUGGCAUUGGUACUGGAUUUCUUCCAAGGCGUAUUGAUAUACAAAUUCGAAGAGGUUCUUCAACAGCAUCACCCAAUCAUAAUCGCGAGGAUCGAAGUGAUAAUCAGCAGCCCUCAGUGCAGAGGAACCUGGAAACUGGUUCCGCUAGUGAAAAUCUAGGUAGUCAAACAGCAUCAAGGGUCGCAGAAGGUUCAUCUUUUGGUGGAGAGUCUGGAGUGCGGGUCGUGCCAAUUAGAGUUGCAGCUGUUCCUGGUCCAUUCAGUCGCCUUCCUUCUGAUUCUCCUAGCAAUUCUAUAGGGUUAUAUUAUCCUGUUCUUGGAAGAUUCCAACAUGUAGCUUCUGGACAUGUGGGUGGUGCACGAGGAUCUCAAGCUUCUGGUGAGCAUCAGCCUGCUGGUGUUCAAACUGAGCAGCAGUCAACUUCUGAACCUGCAGUGCAACAACCAAAUGCUGAACAUCAGACAAGAGAUGGACAACAAGAGCCAUCUAGUACUCGUAGUAUAAAUAUCAAUAUUUUGUCAGCUGGUGGGACACAAAACGCUUCUGAAUCUGAGAGACAGAACAGCAUUUUGCAGCUCCUGAGGAACCUCCUUCCAGUUGGGGAAAUCCAUGUGGAGGAUGGAGGUUUGCAGGGAACAGCUAAUGGUUCUAACCCUGAGAAUACAGGGGCGUCUACUGUUCCUGUUGAAGCACAAUCAGGAGCUACUGAUGAAGGAAUAUUCUUGUCUCAUUUGCUUCAUGAAAUUAUGCCAUUCAUAUCUCAACGUGGUGGUGCAGAGCCAAAUGUUAUUCCCCAGGGAGAUUUAGGUGCCUCUGGCAAUCAGGGAGCUCAAGAUUCAUCCACCCAGGCUGAAAGCUCUGAAGGUGGGGCAUCUCGUCGCCGUAAUGAUACUGAACACAGCCCCCCAAAUGCAAAACGCCAAAAGACAGAGUGAGAUAUAACAUGAAAGAGUAUUGACGUGGUGUUAAGGUUGUGAUUGAUCAGUGCGGAGGGUUGUGAAUGAUGUAGCGGUUCUAAUGGUAAACAUCUGUUGCGUUUUGUCCAUUGCAAACAGCAUGGUGUGAGAUUUCUCAAGUUCAUAGCCAAUGUCUUCAGAAGAAAUAGUUGUUUUUCUUUCUUAACUUGUAUUAUCUCCAGUUGAUUGUUACUUUUGCACUGGAUUCUAUCUUUUAUAGGCCUGUUGACGUCCUGGUACUUUUUGAAGGGCGUUUUAUAUGGAAUGAUUCAUCAUCUACCUGUCUAGUUUAUGUUUUUCAUCAGUAAGACCUCUACUCUAUCAAUCUAAUUGGUAAUUACUGAGGUUUAUGUACAAGUUCACCUUAUUGUCAAUGACUUGGUAUUGGUCCUUUAGGGAUGAUCCUGGAAAUCUGGAGCUACUGAUGUGAGGUUUCAUGAAGGUGUUGUCUGGCUUAUGGUAUGAUUUGCUCUGGAUUUUACCUUUUCU